AUGGUGAAUUGGAGAUCGGCCUUCAGAAUUGCUCAUUUCAUAUUUCAGAAGCGGCCCGGAGAAGUAACGCCGAUCACGACGCCUUCGAAAAUACACAAUUGGGUAUUGUCGGAGAAGACUCCGGAGAAGAAGAGGGGACCGCCAAUGUCCCUGAAACCGAGCCCAACGAAACAAAUUGUGAAGAGAAAGUACGGGAGGGAAAGACUUCUGCGUUCUUAUAAACAAUUUCAGCACUCCACGUGCGGAUCCCAUCAAAACGUACGUCUUCUUCGACCUGGAAUGCACCGGUCUCAUCAAGAACGACGAAUAUCGCAACUUGCCGUGCAAUAACUACGAAAAAAGCGACGACUUCUUCCAUCAUCUGGAGGCGUUCUGCAUGCACAGUCCGUUUAUUUCUUGCCGAUUUCUUUUCUUUCAUUUCGCACCAGUUUUCAGCUCGAACCGACGAACUUCCGCAUAUAACCGAGAUGAGUUUUGUGGCGAUUUCCCGAGAAACAUUUGACGAAAUCAAAGAGAAACGGAAAAACGACGCAAUGCGCAAUGACCAGAAUCCAGAAGAGAAGAGGAUACUGGCGGAGUACGUGGCGACGAAUACACACACGAGACAGCUGAAUCCGUUGAUAAACGAGGAUAAAUGGAGGGAGUACGAGAACACGAGGAACAACGAUAAAAAGGGUAUGGAGGGGAUAAAAGUGAUGGAAUGGAAAGAAGUUAUUCCAGAAGUUCUGGUGCAUCCGAAGAAGCUCUGUUUGCGGAACAACACUUUCAAACAAGAGUGGCCAGCCGUCGUCAACUUUCUCGAUUCUCUCCAGAAACCGGUUCUUUUGGGUAAGCCCGAACUUAUCCGUUAUCUCUGAUCUUCGUUUUCAGUUGGUCACAACGCUCUGCGUUACGACUUGCGAGUGAUUUACGGGGAAAUGCAAAGAAACGGACUGAGAGACGACUGCAAGCUGCCGGAAGACGUCUUCUUCAUGGACUCCCUUCUCAUGGCCAAGCAGAUCGAAAACGAGGCGUUCAAGAAACUGACAGACAUUUGCAAAUUCAUCGAUUUCUCGAAAAGUGAACAAAUAGUUUUGAAUUAAGAAAUUCAUUUGAUUUUCAGUUUCUCCCAAAGAAGAGGACGAAGAAGUGCAGAUAACGGACUCUUCAAACCGUCCGAUCGGACGCCCGGUAGCUUCGUCUCGCGGACCCGCCAAUGAUCAUCCGAGACACACGAUAAAGUGGGACGAAUUCUCCGUGGCUCUCCGGAAACGCAUUCCGAUGAACGGAUUCGUUCGCACUGAAAACGGAGGAUGGACGUUCAAGUAUGCGGGAACCAACAGAUACAAAUUGGAAAUAAUUUACAAGGAGGUAAGACGAUCUUAGUUUCUAUUUAGAUUACCUAUUUGUCUUGUUCCAGGUCGUUGGCGGAGAAUACACUGCUCACUAUGCCCAGCAAGACGCGGAAGCCCUCAUGCACACGUGUCUCAGCUACGGUAACGACUUCACCAAGUUCGCCGACGUCUUCGCCGCGCCCAUUCCAUUCUGA
This is a messenger RNA of Caenorhabditis sp. 36 PRJEB53466, 1528 nucleotides long. The record is from the annotation of a GenBank genome assembly. NCBI's taxonomy places the organism in Eukaryota, Metazoa, Nematoda, Chromadorea, Rhabditida, Rhabditidae.